AAACAAAUGCGAUUUCUGUUUUGGUGGUUGGAAGUCGGAUCUUGGGCACUCACGUUUCGUUAGGCAUGGAACAAAUGGGAUGUUGCUGUUAUUCCUCAGUUAUAUAGAUUUGUAACCUGUGAGCUGCUUCUGAUUUUUAUUAGAUUUCUGAGGGGUUUUUUUAGCUCUGAGAGUUGAGUCACAGGGCUGGCCUGAGCUGCUUUAUAACACACACAAUAGCAGGCAGUGCAGUAAUGAUUGUUGCUGCCAAGCAGCAGGGAGAACGCGCUCCCUGCACGGACCAUGCCCAGUGACCACGUUUGGACCAAAGGCCUGCAUGCUGCAAAACCCUAAAACCAUUAUGCACAUCCAGGAUCCAGCCAGCCAGCGGUUGACGUGGAACAAACCCCCCAAGAGUGUCCUGGUGAUCAAGAAGAUCCGGGAUGCCAGUUUGCUGCAGCCCUUCAAGGAGCUUUGUGUGUACCUGACCGAGGAGAACAAUAUGAUAGUGUAUGUAGAGAAAAAGGUGUUGGAAGACCCUGCCAUAGCCAAUGAUGAGAAUUUUGGACCAGUGAAGAAGAAAUUUUGCACCUUCAGAGAAGAUUACGAUGAUAUCUCCAAUCAGAUAGACUUUAUCAUUUGCCUGGGAGGAGAUGGGACCUUACUUUAUGCUUCUUCACUUUUCCAGGGCAGCGUCCCUCCAGUUAUGGCUUUUCAUCUGGGAUCCCUUGGAUUUCUCACUCCCUUUAAUUUCGAGAAUUUUCAGUCCCAAGUCACUCAGGUUAUAGAAGGCAAUGCAGCCCUGGUGCUCAGGAGCAGGCUCAAGGUGAAGGUGGUGAAGGAGCACAGGGAGAGAGCGGCGGUCCCGAACGGCAUCGAGGAGAACGGGGUCGUGCCCGCCAGCCUGGAGAAGGAAGGGGGCAAGCAAGUCAUGCAGUACCAGGUCCUCAACGAGGUCGUGGUGGAUCGUGGCCCUUCCUCCUACCUGUCCAACGUGGAUGUGUUUCUGAAUGGACACCUGAUCACCACAGUGCAGGGAGAUGGGGUCAUUGUGUCCACCCCCACGGGCAGCACGGCGUAUGCAGCCGCAGCAGGAGCCUCCAUGAUCCAUCCCAACGUUCCUGCCAUCAUGAUCACCCCCAUCUGCCCACACUCCCUGUCCUUCAGACCCAUCGUGGUUCCUGCUGGCGUGGAACUCAAGAUCAUGCUCUCCCCCGAUGCCAGGAACACGGCCUGGGUUUCCUUUGAUGGGAGGAAGAGGCAGGAAAUAUGCCAUGGAGACAGCAUCAGCAUCACUACCUCUUGCUACCCCCUCCCUUCCAUCUGCUUCCGAGACCCCGUGAGCGACUGGUUCGAGAGCCUGGCCGAGUGCCUGCACUGGAACGUGAGGAAGAAGCAGAACAACUUUGCCGUGGAGGAGGAGGAGUUUUGAGUGUCUCCAUCUCCCAGCCCCGUGGGAGUGGAGAGUGGCAGCGUCCCUUCUGUCUGCUUGGG
Molecule: messenger RNA, 1473 nt
Organism: Empidonax traillii (willow flycatcher)
Lineage: Eukaryota; Metazoa; Chordata; Aves; Passeriformes; Tyrannidae
Gene: NADK
Product: NAD kinase
Exons: 11
Coding region: 317-1411 (364 amino acids)
Biological process (GO): NADP+ biosynthetic process; NAD+ metabolic process
Molecular function (GO): NAD+ kinase activity
Source: RefSeq, a predicted model, not a curated record